AUUUUAGUGGAAACGGAUUUUUAUACACCGACUCCACAUCUUUUUGUUUAUAUUUAAAGUCUGUUUGUGGUUGCUUGCUGGGUCGCAUCUUGAUUUCAUCUUAGAAGCAUGGUGGAUGUUCAAAUUGUUUGCUGCAUGUGCGGCGACAUCGGCUUCCCUGACAAGCUCUUCCGCUGCAACCACUGCCGCACCCGCUUUCAACAUUCCUAUUGCAGUAAUUACUACACUGAAUUGGGUCGCGCCGACCCAAUUCAGGUCUGUGAUUGGUGCCGGUGUGAAGGUCGUACUUCCUCCUCCUCCAGAUCACAUGGAACCUCCUCCAAGAGACCGCCGCCCACCGGUGAGAGAAUCAAGCAGCACCAUGAAGAUGCCUCCUCCUCCGUUGGUGAGAAGGGGAAACACGGCACCGCGGGUGGCGUUCCGUCGCCCAAGCCCACCACACGCAGGUACAAGCUUCUGAAGGACGUAAUGUGCUGAAAAAGAGGGCGGUGAAUGGGGUUCCUUUAAUUUUCUCAAAUCUUAAAUAUUAUUAUAUAGACAUCGUAUAUAUAUAAUAUAUAUAUAUAUAUAUAUAUCUAUAUAGUUUAUAAUAUAGGUUGCUUUUGAGUGUGCGUGGGUUUAUAUGCAGCAGACCACAUGAGUUUUGCUUCCUCUUUGUCAUCGGUAUAUUAUAUACGCAUAUAUUGUCUUAUUUAAGUUUUUCUU
This is a messenger RNA of Cucurbita moschata (crookneck pumpkin), 705 nucleotides long. RefSeq lists its product as uncharacterized. The coding region runs from base 109 to 477 and encodes 122 amino acids. NCBI's taxonomy places the organism in Eukaryota, Viridiplantae, Streptophyta, Magnoliopsida, Cucurbitales, Cucurbitaceae. The transcript has 2 exons. The record is from RefSeq and is a predicted model, not a curated record.